UGAAGCAAUGGGACUAGAACUGAGCUCAGAGCAAAGCUACAAACACACAAACAAGUUGAGUUGUCUUUGAAUCUAAUCCUGAAGUUUUGAUUGCCAGCCAUUACAAACUAACUACUUCUCCAAUAAUUUCAAUGGUUUCCGCUUCAUCUUUUGCCCCUUACUUCCCUCAAGAUCAACACUCAGUACAACUGUACUGGAUUCAUCAUGCAUCACCAAAUUCUACAGCCAGUAAACUUUAUUCUGUUAAAGCCACGGUUAGACUUUACUCAUUUGCCAGUUUAAGCCUCUAUAGAUUGAUGUGGUGUUUGCAACAGCUAUUAUUUUUUUUACUGUAUCAAAAAAAGGCUGCGGCAAAUAAUGGAAACACAAAGCCAAAAAAAAGUGUUAUCUGUGCAUAUUGUGAUGGAAAUGGUGAGAUUGUUCUAUUGGCAUUUGUGGAAAUAGCAUGUAAAUGCAUCUUAUCUAGAUUUAAAAUAAUACCAGGUGCAAUUUUAUGCUCUCAAUGCAAAGGUAGUGGAGUGAACACUGUCGAUGUCUUCAAUGGACAAUUUAUGGCUGGUGAUUCAAGUUGGCUUUGCGGAGGGAAAAAGGAUAUGCUGUGUGGAAGCUGCAAUGGAGCUGGAUUCGUGGGUGGUUUUAUGAGUUAAGUACCUGCUUCCACCUGUAUAUGUACAGAUGUGUAUACUUGCUUCUCUUUGUUCCAUUGACAUUAUUCUUACUUGGCAAGAAUUUCAUGAGUGAAAGUUCUGUAAAUUGGAACUGAAUCUUGACUUUAUUAGAAAUGCUUUCUGAAGGCACGAGCCAGUUAUAGCAUUUUAA
Messenger RNA from Mangifera indica (mango), 819 nucleotides. RefSeq lists its product as uncharacterized. The record is from RefSeq and is a predicted model, not a curated record. The transcript is spliced from 3 exons. The coding region runs from base 132 to 647 and encodes 171 amino acids. NCBI's taxonomy places the organism in Eukaryota, Viridiplantae, Streptophyta, Magnoliopsida, Sapindales, Anacardiaceae.